Molecule: messenger RNA, 749 nt
Organism: Microdochium trichocladiopsis
Lineage: Eukaryota; Fungi; Ascomycota; Sordariomycetes; Xylariales; Microdochiaceae
Exons: 1
Source: RefSeq, a predicted model, not a curated record
GCGUCCUCCUUCCGUGACUGCAAGCCCUCAGGCUCUUCUUUCACGCCAGACCACCCACAACCCAGCCAGUGCCCGAGCACGAGUCCUUUCUUGUGUGUCAACCCUCAAGUCUCGAGUCCCGCCCAGCAGUUGGGAAAGGUUCGUCAACAUCGAGCGGCACAGGAGGCAGCGCCAAUCACAAUGUGUCCAGAUAACACCUCCACGUCAGACCGGCACCAAGAGCUACGACGACACCCAGACAUUGCCGUCGAUGCCGAUCCUGUCUCCAACAAGAACAAUAAAUCCCACGCUCAAGAGCAAAACAACCGCAUCACAAACAUCACCCAAGCCAUGCGCAUAUACCUGGCCACCACCUGCCAGAGCGAAGAGGAGAAGCGCUUCCGGCUGUCGCGGUUCGUCCAGGAUCCCUCGGGGUUCAGCCACGCCGCGCCCUGUGCGCAUAUCGCUGGUGGUGGUGGGGACGGUCUCGAACAUGAUGCUCAGAACGCGGAGGAUGGAAGCCUGGAGACUCUGUCCCUCGUGGGGGUUCUGACGGUUGAUGAGCGUUAUGAAGUUGCUCAGGUUGUGAUGUCGACUAGCUGAGGAGGCGCCCGGUUGGCGACGCAGAAAGCGGGCAGGAUACGGUCAGAACGGAGCGGGAAGAGUUUGAGACAUUGAAGUCCUUCGGUCGGCUCCGCCAGUACAGCCAUCGGCGCCCUGGUCGGUAAUGGUGACAGCGCUGUUGCCGGCCAUGGAAAGUUGUAUCGUCC